GCUGUUUGUAGAUUCGGGUCUACGAACAUCUGUGUUUGCCACGUAAUUUCAAAGUGCGGUCUGAUCUGAUCGUAUUAGGUGUCUGAAAUUGCAAUGGGAGCGGGCCAGAGCAAUCCUGUUCCAGGAGGUGGUACCGAUGGUUAUCACGUUCUUCGGGUUCAGGACAACUCCCCGGGUCAGAAAGCCGGUCUGGAGGCGUUUUUCGAUUUUAUCUGUGCGGUCGGACCUACGCGAUUGGACCAGGACAAUGGUACGCUGAAGGACAUAUUGAAGUCUUCGGUGGAAAAGCCGCUGCGCAUGUCUGUAUACUCCUCGAAGACGCAACGUGUUCGGGAUAUAGAAAUUAUACCGUCAACUUUGUGGGGCGGACAAGGACUUCUCGGAGUUUCAAUUCGUUUCUGCUCUUUCGAGGGAGCAAACGAGAAUGUGUGGCAUGUGCUGGAAGUUAGUCCGGGCUCGCCGGCUGAUCUCGCCGGACUGCGCUCGCACACCGAUUACAUAAUCGGAGCGGAUUCGAUACUUCAUGAAUCGGAAGACUUCUUCACUCUGAUCGAUGCGCACGAGAGUCGCGCCCUGAAGCUCUAUGUUUAUAACUCGGAUUCAGACGCUUGUCGGGAGGUCGUUAUAACUCCGAACAGGAACUGGGGCGGAGAAGGAAGUCUCGGUUGUGGAAUUGGAUAUGGCCUGUUGCACCGGAUCCCCAUUAGGGACGAUUAUGAGAGCGAAGAGAAGAGAUCGCUUCUCUCCAGGUCGAGCAGAAGUACGCCGAAUCCUCAAUCGACACUAACCCAGGCGGAUCUAGAAAUCGACCAAUACAAUCGCGGACAUGGUAUUGCUCCUCUGCAAUCUUAUCAGAGUGCCGCUCCGGCGAAGCCAGCGCCGAUCCCUAAUCCCCUCCUCCAAGCCGGGAUAGCAUCGAAGAGUCCUCCAUCUCCUCCCGUGCCGAUAGCCGUAGGAGUACCUCUGCAAUCGGGUUUCCAAACGCAGCCGCCUCAACAACAACCGCAAAUGUCCGGAACGUCCGUUCAACCCCCACCCCCGAUUCCUCCCAUGGCGAAUUCCGGAGGUUUGAGCUCAGGGGCGAAUACGUACCGGGCUGCCGUGCCACCGGCGAACUCGACGGUUUCGGCGGUCUUCCAAAACCCACUACCACAUGUGCCCUCGACGGUCCCUCAGGCCGUUCAGGUUCCAGCGCGAACCCAAGCUUCUCCCAUGUUCGCACCGGUCGAAACGAAUCGAACGUUCACCCCUCAGAACGUUCUUGACAGUUUCAAUGUGCCUACAGUUCAAAAUGUCGCCAGUGACCAAAUGGCUCUGCACAAUCCUCAACCGAUAAGCGCGACAGUCCAUAAUGGGGCUUCGACCGUUCCUGGCGUUCCAGCGGCCCCACCUAUGUUUGAUGCUCACGCCCGAUCAGUCUCCAUAGACAUGUCAGCGUUCCAGCCGACACCUGUAACAACUCCGAUAUCGCUGCCGGGAAUGCCCCCCAUCACGGUGUCUGCUACUCUGCCGGCCGCCACGUUCCAACAAGUGUUCCAACACCCGCCUACGGAACUGCCGCAAACCGCGCUUGACAAUUUGCCGCCAUCGCCGCAGCAGCAGCAGCCACCGCCAGCAUCACCGUCAAGACCUCAGACUUCGCCUCAACACAUGUAGACAUCACGUUAGGCAAUAAGUGAGGUUUUGAAUUGGCGGGGAGCUCCAUGGAUCCCUUCUGCAGCAGGCGGGCGACGGAGGAGAACAAAUCGAGCAGUUUCUGUGGAUGGACUCUAGAUUUUAUUUUUGAGCGUUCUCCAACCACUUGAGAGACAAGAGCUAUCUUCAUCGGUCGUUGAUGUUCACAGAGGAGCUCCGAUUCAGAGAAAGGAGUUCCCUGAGUCGAGCCUGCGGAGGGAAACAUCCUAAACAUCAUCCGAACGCUUCUGCUGAGCGAUCGCGUGCGACCUGGCAGAUUUGGGUGACAUCAACGUUUCCGAGCUAUACCGAGCGUUCGGCUUGUCUGGAAGAUUUCUAAACGCUAAUAUAAUUAUUAUCAUGUGUGAGAGAGGAGCAGACUAAACAAUUUCGUGAGAACUAUUAAUUGAAGACGCGGAACAUUGAGAAAUACCGAUCCAGGGUGUAAAUAAACUUG
Galendromus occidentalis (western predatory mite) is the source of this 2131-nucleotide messenger RNA. It is a transcript of the gene Grasp65, whose product is annotated as Golgi reassembly-stacking protein 2. Gene Ontology annotation, molecular function: protein binding. The record is from RefSeq and is a predicted model, not a curated record. NCBI's taxonomy places the organism in Eukaryota, Metazoa, Arthropoda, Arachnida, Mesostigmata, Phytoseiidae. Bases 94 to 1656 code for a protein of 520 amino acids. The transcript has 7 exons. Gene Ontology annotation, biological process: Golgi organization. Gene Ontology annotation, cellular component: Golgi apparatus.